Messenger RNA from Hevea brasiliensis (rubber tree), 1010 nucleotides. Its product is annotated as transcription factor bHLH149. NCBI's taxonomy places the organism in Eukaryota, Viridiplantae, Streptophyta, Magnoliopsida, Malpighiales, Euphorbiaceae. The coding region runs from base 238 to 858 and encodes 206 amino acids. The record is from RefSeq and is a predicted model, not a curated record. Gene Ontology annotation, molecular function: protein dimerization activity. Gene Ontology annotation, biological process: regulation of DNA-templated transcription. The transcript has 2 exons.
AAGUCUCCCCACUCUCUCUUUUUUAAUCUCAUUUUUCUACAUAUCUCACUCGCUCUCCCUCCCUCUCCCUCCGUAAAGCUUUCCACCACCAAUCUACACCGCCACCUCAACCACCAGUGUCCAUUCGUUUCCUAUUAUCCACAUCUUCCAUUUCCACUUUCUUCCCAUUCCUUCCAAGGCAAAAAACCAAGAAGAUUAUAAAAACAAGGAGUAUAUUCAAGAGAAUUGUAUUGUAUUAUGGCAUCGUUGAUCUCAAGCCUCGAAUCAAAUUCAGACACGUCGCAAGAGUUCAAGCAGGGGAAGAAGCGAAGAAAACUCUCUCACGAGACGCAGGAUCACAGCCAAAACGACAGUACGAACAACAGAAUCGUCAACAAAACAAGGUGGAAAACUCAAGCAGAGCAGCAGAUCUAUUCCUCCAAGCUUCUCGAAGCUCUCCGCCGAUCUCGCCGUACCAACUCGACUACGCCGGCUGCGAAAGGCCGAGUAAUCAGAGAAACUGCCGACAGAGUCCUUGCUGUAGCAGCAAAAGGCACGACCCGGUGGAGCCGUGCAAUUCUGGCGGGAAGGCUCAGGUUGAGGAGGGUUAAAAAGGUUAGGAAAGUGAAGGUAACAGAAGAGAGCCGGUUGAGUAGGAAGGAGGUGGCGAGAGGGAACAGGAGGUCGCCUGUUUUGGAGGACAGAGUGCGUGUUUUGAGCCGGUUGGUUCCUGGUUGCAGGAAGGCGUCGUUUACCAGUCUUUUAGAGGAAGCGAGUGAUUAUGUCGCGGCUUUGCAGAUGCAGGUCAAAGCCAUGACGGCUCUCACAGAUAUUCUCGCCGCCGGUGAGGCCGCUACGGUUGAUUCCCAAGCUGGGUGAAUUUGCCGGUGACAACUUGUUAGUUAUGCCAGGUGUUAUUAAAUUUUUUUUAAUUUUAUUUCUUGUAUUUUCUUUUUCUUUUAUAUUAUUUCUUGAUUAUUAAUUCAUGUACUUUAUUGUAUACGUGACUUUCUGGGGGUAUUUUCUUUUCA